GACAGAUAAGGACCGUUAGGUAGUGACGAUUACAUGUGCACACAGCCUUCACUGACGCGUGCAGCACAGAGUCAGACACGUCCGAUAAGCUUAUCCGUAAUAGCGACCUUUCCCAAGGCGGCUAGUCGAAUCGGUUAUCCAGCUUGUCGUGCCGCCUCAACCCUGCUUGAAUUUUCUGAUAGCGGCGGAUGGGAGCACUCCAACCAUAGUGGAGAGUCCACUCUGAGAACGCGGGGCCUCAAGGUCGACUGACUUUUAUUCUUUCCCUGGCAAACGCUUCCUGUCUUCCGAUUCAUCUUUUCAACAACCCUUUUUUUGCCCAUCCAUCCAUUCAUCCUCACCCCCAUACUUCAAAAUGCAGUCCAUCCGUCGUGCCGCUCUCAGAUCCGCCCUCUCUGCUUCGAGGGCUAUCUCUACCCAGGCUCCUGCUGCGUCUUUCUCCGCCAGCAUUGCCCGCACUGCUCUUGUCUCCAGCAGAAUCCAGGCUAUCCGCUUCUUCUCUCAGUCCCCCCGUGUCCUCAACACUGAGGAGCCUACCCAGCCUGAGCAGACCGAGACCGAGACCGAGACUGCCCCUGCUGCUACCGAGGAGGCCGCUGUCCAGGAGGACACCCGUGAUGGCCACGCCGCUUUCGUCCGCAACAUCGUCUUCGAUGCUACCGAGGAGCACCUCAAGGGCGCUUUCGAGAAGUUCGGCAACGUCACCAACGUUUUCCUUGCCCGUGAUGCCCGCGGCUUGAGCAAGGGUUACGGUUUCGUCACCUUCGCCACCCGUGAGGCCCUCGAGGAGGCCUGCUCCCAGGUCGACGGCUCUUUCUGGCACGGUCGCCGCAUUAGCGUCGAGCCCCGCCGUGCGAAGGCCAGCCGUGGCGGCUCCACCGGCGAGCCUUCCGCCUGCCUUUUCAUUGGCAACAUCCCCUACGAGACCACCGAUGCCGAGCUGAACAACAUCUUUGUCGGCAUUGACGGUCUCAAGGACGUCCGCGUCGCCGUUGACCGUGCUACCGGCUGGCCCCGUGGCUUUGCCCAUGCCGACUUCGUCGACGUCGAGUCUGCCGUUACCGCCUUGGAGAAGCUCCAGGGUACCCAGCUCGGCGAGAGGACCGUCAAGCUUGACUAUGCUCAGCCCGUCGCUGCUCGUCAGCCCCGUGAGAACAACGGCGAGCGCCGCGAGUACAACGGUGAGCGUCGCGAGUACAACGGCGAGCGUCGCGAGUACCGCCCCCGUCAGCAGCGUGAUGGGCAGCGCGAUGGCCAGCGCAGCUACAACCGCGACGGUGGUAACCGCAGCUACAACCGUGAGGGUGGCAACCGCAGCUACAACCGCGAUGGUGGCAACCGCAACUACAACCGCCGCGACCAGGGCGAGUCCACCGAGUUCUAAACUGGCAAGCCGCAAUUGAGGGCAUGCAAUGGUUACGACACGGCUGGGUGAAGAGGAUGGGAAACGGAUGUAAUGGAGGGCAAAACUGGGCAAGUUCGGUUUAAAAAAAAAAAGCCGGUUGUGUUUCUUGACAAAUGUUGCCAAAAUUGGGGCACAUUGGGAUUGGGAAACUGUGGGAUUGGUGUUGUGGCGCCUUUGCAGUACGAUCACUCUGCGUACAUCA
Neurospora tetraspora is the source of this 1607-nucleotide messenger RNA. RefSeq lists its product as uncharacterized. The transcript is spliced from 3 exons. Gene Ontology annotation, molecular function: RNA binding. Lineage: Eukaryota; Fungi; Ascomycota; Sordariomycetes; Sordariales; Sordariaceae. The coding region runs from base 356 to 1384 and encodes 342 amino acids. The record is from RefSeq and is a predicted model, not a curated record.